CGUCGUUCUACUCCCAAAUGUAGACAUAGCCGGAGAAUAAGCUAUAAAUUUUAACGAAUUUUAGGUUAUUAUUUAUUUGUUAAAAUGUUUAUUCAGUGCGUUUUGUUUUUAUUUGUUUUUGGAUCACUUAACGCUGAUUAUUUUAGAAGUACUUGCUCAAUACCGAGACUCGACCACGGGCGAGUUAAAAUACGACAACGUGCGAGGCUCGUUCAGUUCAUUUGCCUCCAAAACUAUGAACUAAUUGGCAAUAAGUACGCAACGUGUAGGGAUGGAGAGUGGGACGUACCUAUCCCUGUGUGUAUACGACCUGGUUGUACAGUGCCUAGCAUAGAAAAUGGACUGCAUAUGUCAAACUUUGAUGAUGCCUGGGUCAUAUAUUUUUGCCUACCCGGUCAUAAACUCGAGGGAUCGUCAGUUAUCUACUGUGAUGGGAGGAGGUGGAAUGCAACAGCCCCUACUUGUGUUGAUUCCACAACUGUAAGCGCACUGAGCUGUGACUUUGAAACUCCUGAUAUUUGCGGUUGGACGCAAAGUGAGCUACAUGACUUUGAUUGGAGGAGAUUAAAUAUGAAGACGCCUAGUUCUUUCCUGAUGACCGGACCUUCGUAUGAUCAUACUUAUGGACAAGGAGGAUCAGGAUACUAUAUGUAUAUCGAGAGCACGUCUAGAUUAGAAAAUGAUACAGCGCGUCUCGUAUCACCAGUAUAUGAAAGCGCUCUUUCUAAAAAUUCCUGCUUUUCAUUCUUCUACCAUAUGUACGGGAACUCUAGUGGUGGUCUUCGAGUUUACCAAAAACCAGACGUUCUUUCACUUCAAACGUUAAUUAGCAUUAAGUCAGAUGAAAACAAAUAUAUUCUUUUCGAAAAGUGGGGAAAUUUGGGAAAUUUCUGGUUCAGCGCUGUCGUUCCUUUAACGGAAUUGGAAACAAAUUUUCAGAUCGUAAUCGAAGGCAUACGAGGUUCCAGCUUCACGAGCGACAUCGCGAUAGAUGACGUAGCGAUACUUAAAGGGGAGAACUGUACUAUUGCUAAGAUGGCGGCCACAACUCCGCCUUCUUUUAGAAGUGAUUCUUGCGAAAACCGGUGUUUUUUGAAUGACACAUUCCAUGCCGUGGGUUGUGGCUGUACCUUCGAUUGUGUCAUGGAAGAUAACUGCUGCUUGGACUUUUUGGAAACCUGUGUAUUCCAGCUAACACCAAUAUCUGAUGACAUGGCGACAGAUUCAAGGGAUGCUCCACCACAGACUCAGAAACUGAUUGCAGCUAUAACAGAAACUACCUCAACUUCAACUAGUACGUCAUCUACUACAACAUCAACUACUACAACUACACCUAGACCUACAACUACUUCUACAACUACUUCCACAACUUCCACAACAACGCCAAGAAUUACUACUGCUAAAACGGAGAGGACAACGAGAAGACCAACAACUAGAAGAAUAAUAACUACCAAACCAACUACGAAAACUACUACCAGGUUGACGACAGGAAAGCCGAAUGUUAAAAGUACUACAUCAAAAAAGAUAACAAUUAAACUUCCUACUACAACUACUUCAACGACCACAACCGUUAAGCCACCAACUACAAGUUCGGUAAUUGAAAACACGACGUUGGUAUUAUCGAAAACAACGGAAGGCACCGUACCUGUAUUUGUUGAAAAAGAAAAGAAGAAAACUGUCAUCGAAUCGAGAAAAUUCGAACACGUACAAUUGAAAGAAGAAGCACACAGCUCAAAUGCAUGGAAAGUGAUAUUAAUAUUAGUGUUUGUGAUCGCAUUCGUGGCUACGGUGUCGUGGACGGUGGUCGUGCGUUCGGCGCGCGGACGAGUCGCUCUCGCCAAGUUCCGGGGACACGUGCACGCGAACGACCCGGAAGUGCGAUAUCUAUCUACAGAUGUAGAUGAUGAUUAAUAUAUUAAAUAAGGUUUUAAUUAA
This is a messenger RNA of Nymphalis io (European peacock), 1935 nucleotides long. It is a transcript of the gene Scr-c, whose product is annotated as MAM and LDL-receptor class A domain-containing protein 2-like. The coding region runs from base 85 to 1911 and encodes 608 amino acids. NCBI's taxonomy places the organism in Eukaryota, Metazoa, Arthropoda, Insecta, Lepidoptera, Nymphalidae. The transcript has 10 exons. Gene Ontology annotation, cellular component: membrane. The record is from RefSeq and is a predicted model, not a curated record.